Molecule: messenger RNA, 4487 nt
Organism: Varroa destructor (honeybee mite)
Lineage: Eukaryota; Metazoa; Arthropoda; Arachnida; Mesostigmata; Varroidae
Source: RefSeq, a predicted model, not a curated record
CAGCAAAGGGUGAGAGGCAGGCCCCAUCCAAUAAUCAACAUCCCGUAGACGAAACUAACUCAUUAGCUAUAGUCACCGCGGCUGCGGUAGUGUGGCUUGGUGGUCUUGCUGCUGGGGCUGGCUGGCUGGUUGAUUGGCAGCGUGAAUGUGUGUGCCCAGGAGACGAAGCCCCACGGUGACGGCCAGCAGCGAGUAGUUAAACAACAACAAAGUUCGGCGAACUUAGCUCCGGCUGUUGGAUGCUUCAUUGGGGCUGUGGGAGUGUAUGUGUAUGUGCUCCGAGUGUCAGGAACACGGACGUCUGUGGGGGUGGGAGCUGGGAAUUCGAGACCGUAGCAAGAACUGAGUUUUUUCUGGUCUAACCGGGCUUCAUCGUCGGCUGAGGAAAGAAGCUACUGGUCUGAUGGUUGAACUUUAUUCAAAGGCAUACUAGGGGCGGCACUCGUGCACCAUUUGUGGGCAGUGGACAUCAUCCACGUGGUGCCGUGCCCUUCCAUGUCUACCGGAUUAACACCAAGUUCCAUCAGCGCCGCCACUCACUCCCGCCUCGCCGAAGCCGCCCUUGAAUUUCAGCCGUCGGUCCGACUGGUUCGGCUUCCUCUGAUGGCCAUGGACGGUGACUGCAUGGAUCCUGUCGGGAUGGCCGGGGGACCUGAUGAGGAGCCUCCCUCAAAGAAACCUAGGACUAAGAUUAUUCCGUACAAGCUAAAGGAGUCCGAUAAGAAGAUGGUAUACGACAGCGGUAAGUUGAAAGGUACGGUGAUUUACACCGAAGAGUUCAAACGCAGCGUUUGGGAUUUCCUCUUGGAGCACUCACUGGCUGAGGGUGAGCUGCGCUAUCCAGACAUUUCGCAUUCAGUGCUGUACAAAUGGAGACGAAAAGCUCAUGAACAGGCUGGUUUAUUUAUGCCACAACGGAAGAGCCUCAUGGCAGACCUAAAAAAGGACCGUGACAAGGACGAUACUGAAACAUCUCAAGGUGGCGCUGAUAAGGAUCGCAGGUACUCCGAGCCUCCCAAAGUUCCAAAGCUCAAGAUCUCGCUGAAGCUAGCCACAAAAGACGAUUCUAAGGACCCGAAAGAAUCAAAAGAACCGAGGGUCAAACAGAUAACGGCUCUUUCGGACGAUCUCACAGUGGAGAAAAAGAUCAGAGUGGUCAUCUUUGCUCUCCAGAACUCGACGCAGAAAGCAGCCGAACAUUUCAACAUGCGUGCCGGCGAUGUACAUAGCUUCAUGUCACAGAACGUUAUUCGUCGGAUGGCCAUAGACCGUAUUAGAAAGAAGAUGACGAAAGGCGGUCGCAGUGGUGAGUCAGGAGGUAAAAGUCGAGAGGAGAUUGAGGAAAUAAUCAAUCUGGCACGACGCACUUCGGUGGAACGUGCCGCUAGACAGUACAGCGUUCGAGAAGGCCAGGUCAUUCAAUGGGUGCGCGCGGGUGUGCCCCCGUUAGCCAUCGAGGGUGUGCCGGCUGCUAAUAGCGAGGCAAAUGGGAAUACCAAUGGACGCACUGCAGGCAAUGGAGAUGCAAAUGACGGUGAGGAUGAGGACAGCGAGUACCUCGACUUUAUGCUGAAGGUUAUCGAUAUGGCUAGGAAACAGACACUUUCCCGAGCCAGCCAAACUUUCCAGGUGCCACCUAAUCAGGUGAUCGGCUGGAUGCGUCAAUUCUUCACCGAGGAAGAGAUACGUCGUGUGCAAAAUAGCGAUGAUGAUCAGUCGGGAUCAGAGCAUAAAGCGGAUCGCAAAGUGGAAAUUCGAGACAUUCAUCGGUCUCCACCACUUGAUGCAGACGAACUGGAAAAGAUGUUGUAUCAUCGACUUCAGCAGCCGUCAUCGCGUAUCCGUGUAAUCGAUACGGGCGAGAUGGCGAUCGAAAAGGUUGUGGCGGUUCUCAAGGUGGCUCUCACUGAAGGCAGUAAGACUGCCUCUGCCCAAUUCAACAUCCCUCGUACAACUGUUUCGACGUGGAUAACCCGCAACAAUCUCGAGGAGCUCGUCGGUGCUGCCCAGCAGACCAACACUGUGACUAACGUGGCCACGACGUCGUCGUCUCCGACGUCGUUAGCCACAGCGGUGAUGGCACCCCCUUCCAGCAGGACACGUCGAAGCGGAGGCGCUGCAUUUGAGUCCCAUACCUUCAGGUUUCCCAGCAAUGGAAACUCACUUCAUUCAGUUUCGCGGUCGCCCUUCAAAAAUGCGGUGCGUCAUGGCUCGCCGUCUGGAUCGCCCUUGGCGUACGGGAUCCCGGCUACGAUGGGCGAUCAGCUCGAGUCGAUGGAGGAUGAUCAGCCAAUGCCGUCACAGUGUUCGAGUAUAAACGGCAAUAAUAACAGUAUGGACAAUCAGACGGAUUCGAACAACAAUGAUGCCUCAUUUUCGACUUCGAAAGAUUCGUCUCUGACUUUCGUCAAUGGCAAUGGCCACAUCAAGGAGAACCAGAUUGCAAAGAUCGGGACAGCGAAUGACGUUGAAGUUAAGGAACUGAACAACAAGACGAUGACACUGUCUCUGGCACAGAUUGAGACUGCGAGGGAACUUGGCAUCACAAUGAGGUGCCUGUCGAGGUGGCUUGAAUGUCGAGACCACUUUUUGAAGUUACGUAAUGGUAGAACGUCAAUUCUCUCGGGCGACGCCCUCCGCGAGUUACUGAACUUUCGCCUUGAAGCCACCGACUAUGCCCAGAAAGAGGGACGCCUAUACGCAGCAAGCAUCUUUCGGGUGACGUUGAGUGAACUUCACGAGUGGAGCGGACGGCGUGAGGCCUACGUUCGGGCACUCAGUGGUCGAACCUGCUCUGAUCCUCAGGCAUUGGCCGUCGUUGAUGGCUCAGAUUGGUUCUUACGCGAGCGAGAAGAACUUGCCAGAGCGCAGGCAAUUGCCCAUAGGGCGUAUAUACAUGUAUACAACUUUCUGCUAAGAUGUGCGUACAGCGUCUGUCACUGUGAGAAGCGUCGAGGAGGCCGUCGCUAAGACUAAAAACACAUUCGACAGAUGACUGCCAGUGUCCCGGAAGCGUGGCCUGAUGACGUGUGAUUCUGUGUGAAGUUUUUCGGUGCCUUAUCAGCUUUCUCAAGCGUGAUUCCGCUUCUUCGGCUCGCGUUGAUGCUCGAAGCUUUGCUGUUGGAACAUAGCUGUCGCUCAAAUGCAUGAAGACCAAGAAGCAGGUGAAACAGAAAAGAUCGGAGGAUUCCGUUAUUCUUGAAUGCCAAAUCCUGUACUGUGGAAUACACUGAUCUGUAGACAGUUCACGACUACUUCACAGUUUUGGCCUAUUUGGAUCUUACGUUCGACCACCAUCCUGAAUGAUUCCGAACACACACAUUUGUAACGAUACGUGGAAGCUUGGAGUUGAUUGAUACCUCAAUCCUGUCUGUGCUGUACAUAAUUCACAUGGCUAAUUCAUUAAUUGAAAAGCAAUAAUAAUCAUACUGAAAAAUCCAUCUCGGCGUAGGAUGCCUUUAAAACGAAACAUUGAUUCGAUAUUAUGUUCUUCGUACAAGUCUAACAAUUAAUCAGUAUUUCUUACGAUAUUCUUCGGAUCGAUAUCUUAGAAAAUCCAAUCGGAGUUACCCGAAUGGAAGCUAUGAGCUAUGAGCUGUCAGUGACGCUUUGAUAGAUUUAGAUAGGAUUAAACACGGGGAUGACUUCGUACGAACGAUACGUUGAAGGACAUCUUCUCCGCGCAGCUAUUGUAUAUUAUGAAACUUUUCCGAAACGUCUGUUUGUUUUGUAAUGAAUCGUCAAAGCCCAGUGUCGACCGAAAAUGACGGUUUCCAGGACACAAACUUUGUCAGUAACUGGACGAUAUUGUGCAGUCGACUAAUGUAAAUGCGUAUAGGCUCUCAACAGGCUACACUAUUGUCCAACAAUAAGGAUUCGCAGAAAUAACAAAAUAAGUUAAGCUUUACUGUGUGUCACUCGAGGUAAUUAAUGAGAUGAUAAGUUAUUACUUUGCAAUUCGUUAUUUUCAAUUAUACAGUCUAUAAUGCUAUCGAUUAGUGUCCCGUUUGCUUGCAAUCACCAAGAAAGUCAAUGAUAUGGGUAGAUUUAAAUGUGGACAAAGGCGUUGAAAUUAGUUAGGUAAUGAUGAACUAUGAUGGUAUCCUGUGCCAACAAUUAGCAAUGAAAAGGAGAUUCGGACAACGAUCAGAGAAAUACUGUUUUCAGCAGCCAUCUGUAAUUUUCAUCAGCGCACGUUUAAGUUGAGAUGAUUUUUCUAAGGCCUAACUAAUGCAUAUACGAUUGCAUAAUAGUAUUCGUAUUAUCUUUUGUGUGUGAUUUUUGAUAGCGCUUAUUUCAGGAAACACUUCCCCUGUGGACGACGGAUGUGUCCUAUGAACGACGUGUAGUAAUAACGAAUGAACUUUGCCCACGAGCAAAAAAAAGAUGCAAAGGCUGAGCUUGAAAACGCCUAAACGUGAUCGUAAUAUGGGGCGCUUAAACGGCGUUGCAAUAUUGUUUUGACCGUGCGGACUUGAUAUGUAGUG